Stylophora pistillata is the source of this 1946-nucleotide messenger RNA. Its product is annotated as solute carrier family 22 member 15. Gene Ontology annotation, molecular function: transmembrane transporter activity. The record is from RefSeq and is a predicted model, not a curated record. Lineage: Eukaryota; Metazoa; Cnidaria; Anthozoa; Scleractinia; Pocilloporidae. Gene Ontology annotation, cellular component: membrane. Gene Ontology annotation, biological process: transmembrane transport.
UAAACACGUGACUUCUUCUUUAGGUGAUUUGACAGAUUUGCGAACUUAAUAGUGGUAUCUCUGUAUAUAACACUAUAGCUUCUUAAGACUGACAUCUCAUGGUCAGUAAAGUGACUGCUGGUUAUUGGAUCUUGGGAUUCAAAACUUGUAAUUAAAUAAUGGUCUUUGAUUAUACGUCACAAGGAUUACAUAUCUUGAUAGUUUCCUGUUGGAUUCACGAACUGCAAUGGCAGUGACGACAGAUGCAUUUCUUGAACGGAUUGGGAGUUUUGGCCGCUAUCAGAUUGCGCUCAACUUGUUUUUUAAUCUGUGUUACUUAUUUUGGUGGGCUGUUCCCGUGAUGAUCAUGGUGUUUAUAGCUUCAGAACCUAGCUGGAAAUGCGUAAACAACUCCACUUGCCCAUUCACAGACAGCAUUAGUAUCAGAGAUAAGAGAUACAAAUACAGAUGUAACAUUUCUAGGGAAGACUGGGAAUUCCAAGACGACUUCACAUCAGUUGUUACUGAGUUCAACCUUGUCUGUGACCGCGGCUCCUUGGGAUUCGUAUCAACCUCUGUGAUCUUCGCAGGUUUCUUUGUUGGCAGCAUUGUAGUUGGUACUUUGUCAGACAAGUUUGGCAGGAAGCGCCCUCUCUUUAUCUGUGGCUUUUUCUGCUGGCUGUUCAAUUUUGUUUCCGCAUUUGCUCCGACGUUUUGGUUUUUUGCACUUUGCCGCAGCAUUGUUGGGUUCAUGUUGGGUGGUUAUAGCAUCCCAGUGUUUGUGUUAGCGACGGAAUUUUCUGGGAUUCGUCACAGGAGUACCGCAGGAGCACUCGUUUGGGCUGGUAUUGCUGUGGGAAAUCAAGCCUUAGCAGGAUGUGCUUAUGCCAUUAGAGAUUGGAGGCUUCUGACUAUCAUCACAGGAACUCCUGGCAGUUUACUUGUAGUUGGUUGGCUUUUUACUCCGGAGUCCAUCCGUUGGCUCCUCAAAAAAGGUCGAGUGACGGAGGCGAGGGACAUACUGAGUAAAGUCGCUAGGGUGAAUGGUAAAAGCAUGCCAGGAGAGGCAUUACAUUUGCCCAAUGACGAGAAGAUUGAAAGACUCGGUGACUUUCGUGAUUUGUUUAUGUCAGUUGGGAUGGUUCACAGGACUCUUGCUUCAUGGCUCAUGUGGUUUGCAGUAUCUUUUAUUUACUGGGCGACAGCUUUUAGUGCACCGUUUAUUGGGGGCAAUAUCUACAUCAAUGUAGUCAUUGCUGCUGUUGCUGGUUUAUUGGCCGCCCCUCUAUCUGCUGCUCUGGCAGUCAAAUUUCGUCGAAAGCAGAUCAUUGUGGUAUCUUUUAUUCUAUCGGCUGUGGGAGCGAUUGGCGCACUUCUUUUAUCAGAUAAAGAUGACAACAAAGGUUAUCUGAUUGGUAAAAUUUUCAUGUCCAUGGCUGUCGCCAGGCUUGCUGUUGCCAUCGCGUUCACACUGAUUUACAUUUUCACUGCAGAGAUGUUUCCUACAACUUUGAGGAACGUUGCCAUGGGUACAUCAACAGCUGCUGCACGUGUAAGCGCUUUAUUGUCAGCCCUCGCUCCGCUCUUGCUAACCGUUCACCGAUUUCUUCCAUUUGGAAUAAUGGCUGGUUUGGCCGUGGCAGCUGCUGUUGUUUGCCUCACUCUACCAGAGACUCACAACCAACCAACUAAAGAAAAUCUGUUUCAGGAAGAAGCAUGCCAACCGAAGAAUGAAAAACUUGGUGACGAGGAGCUCGCUGCCAAAGUUUGAUGGAAGACCCAAGAAAAUGAACCAGAACUAUUUGGACCCCAACUAUCUGCCUCUUAAGAGAUUAUUCUGUUCUUUUAGUUAAGUCGGCCUCAUAAUAUGAACUCACUAACACUGGCUAUUGAAGCUUUAUUUUUUUAGAGGGGAGCAUAUCUUGAGGUUUUGAACCAAGCAAACAGAGCUCUGUGUUUACAAAUAA